Messenger RNA from Drosophila rhopaloa, 2323 nucleotides. RefSeq names its product kinesin-like protein KIF12 (gene Klp54D). NCBI's taxonomy places the organism in Eukaryota, Metazoa, Arthropoda, Insecta, Diptera, Drosophilidae. The record is from RefSeq and is a predicted model, not a curated record. Gene Ontology annotation, molecular function: ATP binding; microtubule binding; microtubule motor activity. The coding region runs from base 152 to 2323 and encodes 723 amino acids. The transcript has 7 exons. Gene Ontology annotation, biological process: microtubule-based movement.
ACGCGGACGAACACAACGCGAAUAGCGCAAUUUUGAAUAUCGGCCGACCUGCGUGUCCGCAGUGCCAUGUCCACGGGACAACCAAGCGCUGCGCUAACAAUCGUCCCCUCAUCCUACACGUGCCUAGCUGGUGGCAUCCACAUAGGUGGCCAUGGUUCGCCGGGCCUCGAGUGUUCCGCAUCUGAACAGUAGUGGCGGUAGCAGUGCGGAUAGCGCCGGAACGUCGGGCAGCGGACGUGGUAGGGCGCCCGUAGCCGGUUCCCGGGGCCGAAAGACGCCCUCGACCACGUCCACCGGCCAGAAUCAGCGCCAGAGCUCCGGGAGCAGCAGCAGCGUGCCCCGAUCCCGCAGCCUGACCAACGGCAUGCGUCGUCUGAGUCCGCAGAAGGGAACUGGGAGCAGUGGAGGAGGAGGAGGAGGAGGAGGUAGCUCCCGCAAUACGCCGUAUUUCCUGCGUUCACGCGAGAAUGAGAUUGGUAGUGCUGACACCCUAGAAAUCGUUGCCUCCAAGUCCACGGGCAGCGAGGAGUGCUCCACGCCCGAGGAUAAUAUUAACGUGGUGGUGCGAGUGCGUCCGCUUAACGACAAGGAGAAACGCGAUCGUCACGGAUCCACUCUUCAGUUUCCCGGGAACGGGCAGGUUAUACUGGAGGGCAACGAUGUGGGCCAGAAGAGGUCCCACAAUCGCGACAGCGUUCGCGUCUUCACCUACAACGUGGUCUUCGAACCAGGAGCCACUCAGGAGGACAUACUGGACUACUCAGGCAUCAAGCGCAUCAUCGAAAUGGGCAUCGAGGGAUUCAGUUGCACGGCGUUUUGUUAUGGCCAAACGGGAUCCGGCAAAACGCACACGCUUACUGGACCGCCGGAUUUGUUCGUUGGCAAGCCGAAUCCCAAGGAUCCGCGCCAUGGCCUAAUCUUCCGCUCGUUUCUGUAUCUCUUCCAAUUGAUUAAGAAUCGCAAGGACGUCAACUACGUCCUGAAAGCCUCCUUCAUGGAAAUCUACAAUGAGCGGGUAAUCGAUUUGCUCAAUCCGGGAAGUGCCCGAAAACCGCUGGCGGUGCGCUGGUCCAAGAAAUCGGGCGGUUUCUUUGUGGAGAACCUUUUCACGGUGGACUGCGAGGAAUUGGAUGACCUUCUGGCUGUUUUAGAAGAGGGUAUGAGAAAUCGUGCCGUUGGCUCUCAUGCCAUGAACGAUCACUCCUCGCGAUCCCACACCAUAUUAACGGUCCACAUCCUGUCCGAUCAGCAGACGGAUGGAGGUGUGUUCCUCUCCAAGCACGGAAAAAUCAACUUCGUGGACCUGGCUGGCAGUGAGCUGACCAAGAAGACGAUGAGCGAAGGAAAAACGCUGGAGGAGGCAAACAACAUCAACAAGAGCCUAAUGGUACUGGGCUAUUGCAUCUCCUCACUUAGCGACUCCAAGAAGAGAUCGGGUCACAUUCCGUACCGGGACAGUCAGCUCACCAAACUCCUGGCCGACAGUCUGGCAGGGAACGGGGUAACACUGAUGAUAGCCUGCGUCUCUCCUGCGCACUACAACCAUGCGGAAACCCUGAACACCCUGCGAUAUGCCUCGCGGGCCAAGAGGAUACGUACCAAGCCCGUGAUCAAAAUGGAUCCCAGGGAGGCACUGAUCCUCAGUCUGAAGCGUGACAUCCAUGCGCUCCAGAUGGAGAACGACCACCUGAAGGCGGCCUUGAAUCUCCACCAUCAAGCGGCGCCGAAUGGUGGAGCAGCUGAUAAUCUCCUCGAGCUUCAGCUGGAUCGGGUGAGCAGUGGUGGUGGAGCGCCAGUGCCCAAGGUUGAUCUGCAGCGUUUGCCAGAGCUAGAUGGCUCCGAAUUGGCUGAGCUCGUUAAGCUCUACAUGGUGGAAAACGAGUCCCUGCGGCAGGAGAACAAUCACCUGUUCACCGUGCGGGAGACCAUCCUCAGGGAUCAGGAGAUCGUGUGCCGGGAGAACGAGCGUCUGCUGAAGAAACUGGAGGAUGUGAACAAAGUCUGUGUACGUUCACCUUUGAUACCAGCGCGACCGGCUAUAUCUCCAACUACUGGAAAGGAAACACCUGGCACCGAGAUCUGGACCAAUCCAGAGCCACUUCAAUCUCCUCCAGGAGCGGAUCUGCCAAUCGAACAGCGAAUGUCGGAAAAUGCUAAUAGAAGGACAGAUACAGCUCAGAAACGAAUUGACCAGCAACGCAUAGCCAAGAACAUCUUGAUUAUGGCCAAUGCUUUCCGGAAACCGGACUCAGAGUUGGCUAAGGAGUUGAACAUUAAUUCGGAUAAGUCAGCAAAGCAAUCUACUGACUUUAUGCCUGAGUAA